Messenger RNA from Lycium barbarum (goji berry), 2157 nucleotides. Its product is annotated as probable serine/threonine-protein kinase PIX13. NCBI's taxonomy places the organism in Eukaryota, Viridiplantae, Streptophyta, Magnoliopsida, Solanales, Solanaceae. The coding region runs from base 450 to 1694 and encodes 414 amino acids. Gene Ontology annotation, biological process: protein phosphorylation. Gene Ontology annotation, molecular function: protein kinase activity; ATP binding. The record is from RefSeq and is a predicted model, not a curated record. The transcript has 6 exons.
GAAAAACUUAAGAUCCGGUUCGAUAAAGGUGCCCCAAUGGAUGCAGUGUGAUGUUUUGGUUGUGUUAUUAAAUGAAAAUUGUAGAUCGACAUUGAAUAAGAAAAUAGAAAAAAGAGGAUAAACGUUGUGGAAAAAUGGUUGUAACAAGAGACAAGGGGUUUGAAGAUAUGUAUGAGCUGGAAGAGGAAGAAGACCAAGUCAUAGAAUGUGGCGUUGAAAAUUAACAACAACCAACUACAAGUGUGAUUGAAUAGAAAAAUAAUUAAACAAGAAGAAAGAAAAAGGGUAGUAUUAAUUUGAGUCAAGUCAAACAAACAAAGCUGAUCAGGAGACAAGAAAUAAAAGCUGCAAACAGAUCUCACCUCUUUCUGCUGGAGAAAAAUUGUAUGCUAUGCUUUGGGACUUAGAAUUCUAAUAAGUAGAAAUAUUGGACCGAGACAGAGAGAGAUAUGGGAGUUUGUUUCAGUUCUAAUAACCAGAGCCCGUCUACGACUCGCAAUUUCAGCUCAGCAGGCAUAUCACAGACGACGAGCAACACGACAUCGUCAACAGUAAGCAACGUGUCGGGGAAUAGCCAAUUCUCAGCUGCGAGUGGAGUUGCUGAGGUUUAUCCAACUGGCCAGAUAUUACCCCACCCCAAUUUGAGGAUAUUUUCAUUUACGGAACUGAAGGCCGCUACAAGAAAUUUUAGAAGUGAUACGGUGCUGGGAGAAGGUGGUUUUGGGAAAGUAUACAAGGGUUGGCUUGAUGAGAGGGCUUCAUCCAGGAGUAGUGGUAGUGGCACUGUUAUUGCUGUUAAGAAAUUGAAUUCUGAAAGCUUACAAGGACUUGAAGAGUGGCAGUGUGAGGUGAAUUUUCUUGGAACACUUUCACAUCCUAACCUGGUCAAACUCUUGGGAUACUGCUGGGAAGAUAAAGAACUAUUGCUUGUCUAUGAGUUUAUGCAAAAGGGAAGCUUGGAGAACCAUCUUUUUGGAAGGGGCUCUGCUGUUCAGCCACUUCCAUGGAAUAUAAGGCUUCAAAUUGUGCUUGGCGCAGCCCGAGGCUUGGCAUUCCUACAUGCAUCAGAGAAGCAAGUCAUUUACAGAGACUUCAAGGCCUCUAAUAUAUUACUUGAUGGCUCUUACAAUGCAAAGAUAUCAGAUUUUGGCUUGGCAAAACUAGGGCCUUCGGCUAGUCAAUCACAUGUGACAACGCGGGUAAUGGGAACGUAUGGUUAUGCUGCUCCUGAGUAUGUUCAAACAGGACACUUGUACGUGAAAAGCGAUGUCUAUGGUUUUGGUGUUGUGUUAGUGGAAAUGCUAACAGGUCUACGGGCACUAGACACAAACCGCCCAAGCAACCAGCAUACUCUGGUUGAGUGGAUUAAGCCGCAUUUAUCUAAUAGAAGGAAGUUGAAGGACAAGAUGGAUUCACGGCUAGAAGGAAAAUACCCAUCCAGAGCUGCAGUUCAAAUAGCACAACUGGCAUUUUCAUGUCUUGGACCUGAACCUAAAAUGAGACCAUCAAUGAAAGAAGUAGUGGAGAAACUAGAACAGAUUGAGGCAGCUAAUGAAAGACCUAAGGAGCCUAGAAUAAGUUCCAGACAUCAGACUGCUUAUAGAUAUGGUCAACAACCUUUGCACCAUCGUUCUCCACUUCAUCCAAGGCACGAUGUAAAUCGAGCCUAUCCACUCCCAAGAAGAGCAUCAUGAACAUGAUAAAUUCUUAUAGAGCAUUGUUAAAUUAGUUGUCCAAAUACAAAUGUUCUCUGCUUUUUUGUUGCCUGACCUCUUCGAAGCCAUUGCAUGUCUAGUUGGCCUUGUAGUCUGAGCGUCUGAGGUGAAGUGUUAAGGCUCUGUAUGGCAUUGGGGUUGUGCUUGUUUAGGUGAUAUGUAAAGAGGUCAUUAUUUUGUACAUUGAAGGAGAUUCAAGACUUCGAGUCAGUAACAAGUUGCUAUCUUAUGUUAUGGAUAUCGUUGAAUAUGGAUGCUGUGGUGAUCAGAACUUAAAACUGGAAGCAGACAAUUACACUUGCACAUAGAGAUGAUGCAUCUCUCUUUGGGUCAACACAAAAUCUUUCUUCUCUUCUUAUUUUGUGUUUGGGUUCUGGAUAGAACAGUUGCACGAUGCACCCUUGUGGUUCUUUAUUCUAGACAUUAUUUCUUUAUGUUCUUA